AUGAAGAAUUGUGAAGAUAUAGCAAUCCAACAGGGUCGAUUGCGAGAAGAUCAGCAACUCUCCGGUCCUAUGAAUGACAGCUGGGAGAGUGGAGACUUCUGGAUUCUGUACGCAGCGUUGCACAGCUUUGCUUUUGAUGGUAUAUAUUGGCAGAAGAUCGACUCGCGAUUUUUUGGACCUACCGAAAGUAUCGAGGACGCCUGGAAGGAACGCCUUGAUCUGUUGGAUGAGGGACAAAAGGAUGAGAUGGAACUACUUUUAGAUCGCAAGCUGCAAGAGAUGAAUACCAGAGUCUUAUCGUGGGACCCGGAUGCAUAUACAUUGGCUUUCCACCAACAAUCGAAGAGCCAGGAGGAAAAGGCGAACGAAGAAAAGGGAAAGCGAGAAGAACAGACUGAAGAACAUAGUUGA
Molecule: messenger RNA, 411 nt
Organism: Penicillium roqueforti
Lineage: Eukaryota; Fungi; Ascomycota; Eurotiomycetes; Eurotiales; Aspergillaceae
Exons: 1
Coding region: 1-411 (136 amino acids)
Source: RefSeq, a predicted model, not a curated record